AUGGAUCCUGCUAUCCUCACACGUAUGCUAGCUCACGCACAGAGCGAGAACUUCCUAGGAAAUGUUCAACCCACCUCGCUAUCAUAUCGCAGCUUUGACAGCGCUAACAGCCAGUGCUUGCGUGGCUCUUGGGUCUCUGUGAACGAUCGCAUGACUGUCAGUGAUGUGGCUUUCAUUGGUAUCAUCACUUUGGCCAAAAUGGGUCACUAUGGCAAUCAACUCGCGGCUCCUUACGCUGCAUGGAGGGAGCAAGGUCGUGCCAAAGUCAAUUCGACCAAAUACCAGCUCCUUCUGGCUCCUGCGGCAGUGAGGGAGGCAUUCACGGACCAAAUGCUCGGGUUAAUUCGCCUCAAAAACGCGAGUGGCUUAGGGCACCACAUAGAAGGCGGGUGGUCGUUCACUGGACAGAGCGAGAGUGGGGUGCCUCAUAUUCAUGUUUUCCUCCAACGCGCAGCACCAAUGGAUCUCGCCACAGAGAUCCACAUGCCCAAUUCCAACAUGCGCAUUACGCUGCGUUUCGGACUCUUUGAGAUCGGAACACCAGAAACAUGUAUUUUCGGCGGAUGUCCGGUCGCAAGAGUCUGUGGGCUCGUUCUGACCAAGCUUCGAAUGAAAUAG
Messenger RNA from Cantharellus anzutake, 618 nucleotides. RefSeq lists its product as uncharacterized. The transcript has 4 exons. Bases 1 to 618 code for a protein of 205 amino acids. Lineage: Eukaryota; Fungi; Basidiomycota; Agaricomycetes; Cantharellales; Hydnaceae. The record is from RefSeq and is a predicted model, not a curated record.